Molecule: messenger RNA, 1946 nt
Organism: Echinops telfairi (small Madagascar hedgehog)
Lineage: Eukaryota; Metazoa; Chordata; Mammalia; Afrosoricida; Tenrecidae
Product: left-right determination factor 2
Exons: 4
Coding region: 1-1104 (367 amino acids)
Biological process (GO): SMAD protein signal transduction; BMP signaling pathway
Cellular component (GO): extracellular region
Molecular function (GO): transforming growth factor beta receptor binding; growth factor activity; cytokine activity
Source: RefSeq, a predicted model, not a curated record
AUGUUGUCGCUGUGGCUCUGCUGGGCAGUGUGGGCACUGCCCCUGACCGGCCCCGCAGCUGCCCUGAGCGAGGAGCAGAUCCGGGACAGCCUGCUGCAGCAGCUGCACCUCAGCGAGGUGCCUGUGCUGGACAAGGCAGCCAUGGAGGAGCUGGUCAUCCCUGCCCACGUGAGGGCCCAGUACGUGGCCCUGCUGCAGCGCAGCCACAGGGUCCUCUCUCGAGGGAAGAGGUUCAGUCAGAAAUUCCAAGAGGUGGCCGGCAGGCUCCUGGCGUCCGAGGCCUCCCGGCACCUGCUGGUGUUCGGCAUGGAGCAGCGGCUGCCGCCGGACAGCGAGCUGGUGCAGGCCGUGCUGCGGCUCUUCCAGGAGCCGGUCCCCAGGGCGGCGCUCCGCAGGCAGGAGCGGCUGUUCCCGCGCAGCGCCCGGGCGCGGGUCACCGUCGAGUGGCUGCGCGUGCGCGACGAUGGCGCCAACCGCACGUCGCUCAUCGACUCCAGGCUGGUGUCCCUCCACGACAGCGGCUGGAAGGCCUUCGACGUGACCGAGGCGGUGAGCCUGUGGCAGCAGCUGAGCCGCCCGCGACAGCCGCUGCUGCUGCAGGUGUCGGUGCAGCGCGAGCACCUGGGCCCGCUGGCCUCGGAGGCGCACAGGCUGGUGCGCUUCGCCUCGCAGGCGGCGGGGGGCUCGGGGCCGCGCGAGCCCCAGCUGGAGCUGCACACCCUGGACCUCAAGGCCUACGGGGCUCAGGGUGACUGCGACACUGAGGCACCAGCCACCGAGGGCACCCUUUGCUGCCGCCAGGAGCUGUACAUCGACCUGCAGGGGAUGAAGUGGGCCGAGAACUGGGUCCUGGAGCCCCCGGGCUUCCUGGCCUAUGAGUGCGUGGGCUCGUGCCAGCAGUCCCAGGAGUCCCUGCCCUUCCAGUGGCCAUUUCUGGGCCCGCGGCAGUGCAUUGCUUCGGAGACAGCCUCGCUGCCGCUGAUUGUCAGCAUCCAGGAGGGAGGCAGGGCCAGGCCCCACGUGGUGAGCCUGCCCAACAUGAGGGUGCAGAAGUGCAGCUGCGCCUCGGACGGGGCGCCCGUGCCCAGGGAGCUGGCGCCGUAGGUGCCCCGUGUAGCCUCUAACUGGAGUGCAGAGGCAGGUCUGACUGUAGGUCUGAAUUUUGUACUUAGCAAGCUACCACCCCGCCCCUAUUUAGUGCGCCUAUUUUAUCUCUGCCCUGUUUUCUCCCAUUUCCAAUCCUUGCUGUACACCUAUCCUAAGCACUUACAUGAGUAGAGAAUGCAAUUGGGGUUUGCUGAGCCUCUGGUAAGAAAUCCUGGCUGGCUUACCUGAGGAUAUAUUAGAGCAAUGGAUGUAUUGUCAGCUGGGGAUCUAUUUUCUGGCAACUCCCGCCUGAGGGUUCUAGGAUGAGAACUAGGGAAAGACAAGUGUUUUACUCUAUUACAUGGUUAACUAAAACAACAACACGAAAAAACCCUCAUUUCUCCUCAAAAGAGAGGAUAUUGAAAAGCACCCCUGCCCGCUGGAGAUAUCAGCCUGUUCUAGACUUUGUAAACACACCCACUUCCUGCUCCCCUGAGGAGAUGCCAGGCAGGAGGAAGGCCGCGCCCUUGGGUAGUGUACAGGCACUCUGAACACCUGGUUUGGGGUUCUCACAGGCCUCUGGCUGUGACCUCAAGCACACACAGAAGACUGGGCCAACGGGCCCUUUGUUUGGUUUUUCCAACACGUCCUUUUAAAAAGGAGCUGUACCUCUGUCCUGGUUUAAGACUGUUUCUACCCUUUGAGAAUGAGUAUUGCUUUUGCAUAUUUAGGUUAUUUCCCCCAUUGUUUUUAACAAUGUAUCCCCAAAAUCCACAUGUUUGCGUCAUCUUAUUUAGCAAAACCACAAUUGUAUGUAGAUGAUUUGCUGAAAUAAAAGUGGUUUCACUCUGUCUAUUUAA